This is a messenger RNA of Salvia splendens (bonfire salvia), 1245 nucleotides long. Its product is annotated as tetrahydrocannabinolic acid synthase-like. The record is from RefSeq and is a predicted model, not a curated record. The transcript has a single exon. Bases 1 to 1245 code for a protein of 414 amino acids. Lineage: Eukaryota; Viridiplantae; Streptophyta; Magnoliopsida; Lamiales; Lamiaceae. Gene Ontology annotation, molecular function: oxidoreductase activity; FAD binding.
AUGGAGGGACUGUCUUACAUCUCGCAAGUCCCGUUCGUGGUCGUUGACUUGGUCAAUCUCAGCGAAGUCACGGUCGACGUCAAGAAGAAAACAGCAUGGAUCGAAGCAGGCGCAACCACCGGUGUCGUGUAUUACAGGAUCGCCGAAAAGAGCCCCACUUUGGGAUUUCCCGGGUCUCUUUGCACCACGGUCGGCGUCAGCGGGCACUACAGUGGAGGAGGCUACGGAGCACUGGUAAGAAAAUACGGCCUCGCAGCAGACAGCGUCAUAGAUGCAAGAAUCAUCGACGUCAACGGAAAAAUCCUAGACAGGAAAUCAAUGGGCGAGGAUCUGUUCUGGGCAAUCAGAGGCGGAGGAGCCGCCAGCUUCGGCAUCAUCACUGCCUGGAAGGUCCAGCUGGUGGAUGUUCCAAAAACAAUCACUGUUUUCUCAAUCAACAGGAAUGUUGAGAAACAGAACGGCACUGAACUGUGGCACCGCUGGCAAACAGUGGUGCCAUAUGCCAACAAAGACUUGUUUUUCCGUGUCAUCGUUUCCCAGGCGAACGCGUCAGUCAUAGUUAACUUCUUGUCAGUGUUCCAAGGCGGCGCGGACAGACUAGUUUCGUACAUGCAAGAAAUCUUCCCUGAGUUAGGGAUUGUGAGAAAAGACUGCACGGAAAUGAGCUGGGUCCAAUCCACCUUAUUUAGCAACCGAAUGCCGAUCAAUCCACUAGAGGCUCUCCUUAACCGGACCCGGCCCGGUCUCAGACAAUAUAAGGCCAAAUCCGAUUACGUUCGAAAACCCCUUCCUUUGAACGUGAUCAAACACAUGGUGAGCAUGCUACGUGAACCGGAAGCGGGCGAGACGACUUACUGGAUGGUGCCAUACGGAGGAAGAAUGGAAGAGAUAUCAGAAUCGGAGACUCCGUUUCCUCACAGAGGUGGUGUGCUUUACAAACUUGCUGACUUCACUUACUGGCAAGACUCUCAGGCUGCGGAUGCGGAUAGUUACAUAAGCUGGAGUCGAAGGUAUUACGAAUACAUGACUCCUUAUGUGUCGAGCUCGCCCAGGGAAGCGUAUCUCAACUACAGAGAUCUUGACCUCGGAGUUAAUAACGUUGAUGGUGAGACAAGUUAUGAACAAGCUAGCGUUUGGGGGAAGCCGUAUUACAAGGACAAUUUCGAUCGUCUUGUUCGGGUGAAAACCAUUGUUGAUCCGGAGAAUUUCUUCAGGAAUGAACAAAGCAUUCCACCAUUGUUGUAA